Molecule: messenger RNA, 672 nt
Organism: Ixodes scapularis (black-legged tick)
Lineage: Eukaryota; Metazoa; Arthropoda; Arachnida; Ixodida; Ixodidae
Product: basic phospholipase A2 PA-12A
Exons: 5
Coding region: 1-672 (223 amino acids)
Biological process (GO): arachidonate secretion; phospholipid metabolic process; lipid catabolic process
Molecular function (GO): A2-type glycerophospholipase activity; calcium ion binding
Source: RefSeq, a predicted model, not a curated record
AUGAACUCAUUGCUACACCUGGACAAGGGCUGCCUCUGUUCGAUGAGAAUGCGGAAAGAGUCGUCAGUAGGCCAAGAAAAGCGACUCAGCAAAGAAAGUGCAUUGCCAAUAAUUGACGUUAUCGGCGUCCUCUCUGCGGCCAGCGAGCGUAGGGCGCAGUCCAGGACAGCGUCGGACGUCGUGCCGGGCCCGCUCCAGGAUCUGCGGGGUGCGGACGGCGCCCCGUCGAAGCGGGGAGGCCGGCACGGCGACAGGGCGCGUGUGCGGCGCAGCAUCGUGCAGCUGGCCAGCAUGCUCAAGUGCGUGUCCGGCUGCAAUCCGCUCAGCUACAGGGGCUACGGCUGCUUCUGCGGAUACAGGGGCGACGGCAUGCCCGUGGACCCCAUCGACAGUUGUUGCCUGGAGCACGACUGGUGUUACUCCCAGUCUCCCUGCUCCAAACUGUCUUUGUACCUGCUUCCGUACGAGUGGCACUGCCUCACACCGGGAAUGGCACACUGCGCGUACCCGGCAUCGCUGAGCCCCCACGCCCACUGCGGUCAGCAGUUGUGCCAGUGCGACCUGGAGUUCGCCAGUUGCGUGAGCCGCUACCCUUGUCCCCGGAGGCGGAUCUCGUGCCAGCACCGCAAGCUCUCCAUGAUCCACAGUCUUUUCAAUGGCAAGAAAAGAUAG